CUUCGUUUACUCAAUGACCGCAAGGUUGGAGAACGCGAAGACGUGUACCAUGGGCUCGGAUUCGUAGGCAUGCUAUCGCCGCUUCCUGGCUGAAGUGCUAUUGGUUUAUGGGUGGGCACCCACUGACAUCACCGUUGUUCUCGUCUACACGUUAGUCACGAUGAAUUACUCUUCUCUAUCACUCGUCUACUCAGCCUCUGGCCACCACCAUGUCUCUCGAGAACAAGUCUAUACCUUACGUACGCCUGGGAAAGUCCGGUCUGAAAGUAUCGAAGAUCAUCCUGGGAUGCAUGUCGUACGGCAGCAAGGGCUGGAGCGAGUGGGUCAUCGACGACCAGGAAGAAGUCACUAAGCACAUCAAAUACGCAUAUGAUCACGGCAUCCAGACAUUCGAUACAGCAAAUGUGUACUCGAACGGUCUCUCCGAGGUCAUGCUAGGCAAGGCUAUCAGGGAACUCAAGCUUCCCCGCGAGGAGCUCGUCAUCCUCACGAAGGUUUACUUUCCGCUAGCACCGAAGUAUGACAUGAACAUCUUCGGCAAGAACACCGAGGACUAUGGUGUAAUAAAUCAGAAGGGCCUCAAUCGUAAGCAUAUCUUCGACUCUGUGAGGAAGAGCCUCGAACGCCUGCAAGCCGACUACAUUGAUGUCCUCCAGUGCCAUCGGUUCGACUACGACACGCCGAUCGAAGAGACGAUGCAAGCCCUUCAUGACGUCGUGCAAGCUGGCUAUGUGCGAUAUAUCGGCAUGAGCUCGUGCCAUGCCUAUCAGUUCCACGCGAUGCAGAACUACGCCAUACAGAACAAGCUCACACCAUUUGUUUCCAUGCAGAACCACCACAGCCUCGUCUACCGCGAGGAAGAACGCGAGAUGUUUCCUACACUCAAGAUGUUCGACGUCGGCGCGAUCCCGUGGUCGCCCCUUGGCCGCGGCAUCCUCACUCGCCCGUUCUCCGCGCAGACGAAGCGCGGAGAGACUGACACCUUCACAGGAGCGUACAAGACGUGGGCGGGCACCAGUGACAUCGUCACUCGGGUGGAGGAGCUCGCGGGCAAGAAGGGGGUGAGCAUGGCCCAGGUUGCGAUCGCGUGGAGCUUGGCGAAGGAUGGUGUGACAGCGCCGAUCGUCGGCACGACGAGCCUGAAGAACCUCGAGGACAUUAUCGGCGCGAUUAGCGUGGAGUUGACUCCGGAUGAGAUCAAGUAUCUCGAGGAGCCGUACAAGCCGUUGGCAGUGUACGGACAUGCCUGAAGGAUGGACAAUCAAAUUGAAACUUGACGACGGGUAGGCGUUGUACGUGAUGUAUGUGACUGAUAACAACAAUGGUAACAGGUGACAUUGAAAGUAAAUCGCAGGCACUCCCACAGCUGUGCAGCAUCUAGUUGCGCGUUGACUGUCCUCG
This is a messenger RNA of Fomitopsis serialis, 1401 nucleotides long. RefSeq names its product aryl-alcohol dehydrogenase. The transcript has 16 exons. Bases 210 to 1250 code for a protein of 346 amino acids. The record is from RefSeq and is a predicted model, not a curated record. NCBI's taxonomy places the organism in Eukaryota, Fungi, Basidiomycota, Agaricomycetes, Polyporales, Fomitopsidaceae.